This is a messenger RNA of Hyla sarda, 4914 nucleotides long. It is a transcript of the gene PAPLN, whose product is annotated as papilin, proteoglycan like sulfated glycoprotein. Lineage: Eukaryota; Metazoa; Chordata; Amphibia; Anura; Hylidae. Gene Ontology annotation, cellular component: extracellular matrix. Bases 630 to 4250 code for a protein of 1206 amino acids. Gene Ontology annotation, biological process: extracellular matrix organization. Gene Ontology annotation, molecular function: serine-type endopeptidase inhibitor activity; metalloendopeptidase activity. The transcript is spliced from 29 exons. The record is from RefSeq and is a predicted model, not a curated record.
GCGCUGCCUCCAGUCCCAUCUGUCUAAAGUUUCACUGUGAUUUCUUUUUUCACCCUGGGCUACAAUAAAACUAGUGCAGUGGGUCCCACCCAGAAAGGAACCUUGUGAGCUGCUGGGAAAAAGGCAAAACCAAACUAGGGGGUGAAAACACCUUUUUUCGGAAUCCACUCUCCAGCGAAGCCCUGAGCGAGCCGGCUGCCUCCCAUAUCUGUGCUCUAUACACUUGGCUCUUACUGGAAAAGAAGAAACGCAACAGAUCUCUGGCGUGGAACAUAAGCAAAAAAACAUCUUAAUACUGGUGGACGCUUGGAUUUAAGCAGCAACAGGAGCCGGAGAAGUUUGGAAUCGGUGGAAACUUAACAGCUGCUUUUCAGAACUCUUCCCCCCCCCCCCCCAGGCAGGCCCAAGACUCAGCUCGACAGUUUAACGAACAUCUGGGACUAUUUGUUGGAGAAGACUUUCUGUAUAACCAAAUAAUUCAGACACAAGCCAAAAAAAAGCAAUGUUCCUGAACCUGGCAGGCCUGUAAAACUAGGAUUUUGCUCAUAGCUUGGCAUGAAACGACCUGCCAAUCUGCAUGUUGGCGCAUACACGGAGCCAAAGGCAAACGUUUGGGAAGAGCAGGUAAAAUGAAGAAUCCAUUAUCGCUUCUUACCUUUGCUUUGGUACUGCAAUCUGUUUACUCGGCUAGAAGGCAUAAAAGACAGAGCGAUUUCUGGGACAACUGGAGUGACUGGGGAGAAUGCAGUCGGUCCUGUGGUGGAGGAGUAAGUUUCCGAGAGCGUCAAUGUUACUCUCGCAGGCCAGAUGGGGGAUCCAAUUGUAUUGGACCAUCUAGAAACUAUCGUUCAUGCAAUGUGCAGGAAUGCCCUGAAGGGUCCCGAGAUUUUCGUGCUGAACAGUGUUCAGAAUAUGAUGGGAUGGAAUUCCAGGGGAAAAGGUACAAGUGGCUGCCUUAUUAUGGAGCAUCCAAUAAGUGUGAGUUAAAUUGCAUACCCAAAGGAGAGAAUUUUUACUAUCGGCACAAGAUGGCUGUGCUGGAUGGAACUCCAUGUGAACCAGGCAGACGAGACAUCUGUGUAGAGGGUGUGUGCAAGACGGUUGGUUGCGAUAACGUAAUGGAUUCAUCCAAGAGAGAGGACCGUUGUUUGGUAUGUGGAGGGGAUGGAAGCUCGUGCUAUGAAGUCAAAGGUUCAUACGACUCUCCUACACUAUCCAAAGGGUAUAGCCAGCUCUUCACCAUCCCAAAAGGUGCCAUCAAUAUUCAAAUUAAGGAAGUUUCACCUACAAGGAACUUUAUAGCUGUAAAGAAUGCACGUGGAGAAUAUUACCUGAACGGACACUGGACUAUUGAAUACGGUCGUGCCCUGCAUGUAGCCAACACUGUUCUUCAUUACUAUCGAGGCACCGAAGGAGAUGUGGCACCGGAAGUACUGACAGCCAGAGGACCAACUACUGAGCCUCUAGUUAUUGAGCUUAUUGGGCAGGAACCUAACAGAGGAGUACAUUAUGAAUACUAUCUGCCUAAUGGAAUUGAAGGAGAUGACUAUCAGUGGAGCUAUGGAUCCUGGACAGAGUGCAGUGCAGAAUGUGGUGGAGGUUACCAGUCCCGCUUGGUGUUCUGCACUAUAGAUAAUGAAGGCUAUCCGGAUUAUAUGUGUUCAGGGAGACCUGCUCCACCAAGCAACAGGACCUGUAGCACACAUUCGUGCCCACAGACAAAAAGGAUGUCUUACUUAUAUCAGCCGACAAUGUGGAGUCGUAUAGUGAACACAAAAAUGACCAGCUGGAAGGUUGGAGAGUGGGGACCAUGCACAACUACAUGUGGGGGAGGCACUCAGACCCGUUCAGUAUACUGUGUUACAUAUGAAGGCAGAGCUUCCCAGCAGGCGGUGAAUGACGCAGAGUGCACUGCAUUCACAGAAAAACCCGCUACUCAACAAGUCUGCAACCUCCGGGCUUGUGCUAAAUGGAACACCGGGUCCUGGACACAAUGUUCAACAGAGUGUGGAGAAGGAAUUCAGAAACGAACAGUAACUUGCAAAACGGACACUGGCGCCAUUGUUCAGGAAACAGCCUGCAUGCACCAAGUAAAACCAGCCGAUAACCAGCUAUGCUACGGCGAGAACUGCGUUCAGGAAAUUGGCUGGCAUAUCGGAGAAUGGGGCCUGUGCUCCAAAAGCUGUAACAAUGGUAUCAGAAAACGUCAGGUGAUCUGUGCGGACAACGAUCGAAACUUCUAUGAACCGGAGACGUGUGAAGCCUAUGAGCCUGAUAAGCCGGCUGUGAUUGAGAGUUGUAAUAUGCAGCCAUGUUACCUGCCACAGCAGGUUCCAAGUAUGCAAGACACAUGGGGCUAUGACAAUUCAGAUCAGUUCUCACUUACACGUUACAAACAGCCCACCCCCUCCCCUUCUCCUAGAAGAGAAGAUAAUUUUAUCCCCACAAAUUCUGGAGACUGCAGGUACAGCAGGUAUGGGUGCUGCCCUGAUGGCGUAACAGCUGCCGAAGGUCGCAACAAUGAAGGAUGUCCUAGUGAAAGAAACACAAGAGCUGACACUUUAAUGCCUUCAGAUGAAUGCAGAACCUCUCAAUAUGGAUGCUGCUUUGAUAACGUCAAUAAAGCCUCUGGUCCUGUUGGUGAAGGAUGUCACAGUAAACCCGGUUAUGGUUUUCCAACAAUGUGCUUGCUCCCGAGCGCCCUAGGGUCAUGCAGUGACUGGACCACUCGCUGGUACUUCGUGCCAGAUGUUGGGAAGUGCAAUCGGUUCUGGUACGGUGGCUGCCAUGGUAACAAAAACAAUUUUGAAACUGAAGAAGAAUGUAUGAGCUCCUGCCAGAAGAUUCCAGGAAGGACAACCGGUACCAUAGAGUACCGGUACCGCAAGCGUGGAAUGAAAUGGGAUCGCAUGUCACAUGAACGUCCAGGGAUUGAGGAUGGUACAGCUUUUGGAAAUGAACCUUUGCAACGCCCUCAGGCCACAAUUAGAACCCUAGACCAAGACCCUGAAGGACGACAUAUUGCUGGAUAUGGGGUGGAUAGAAGCAAUACUGGUUAUGGAGUAUCUCAACCAUCCACAGAACUUACAAGAUAUGGGCCAACCGCAGAAGAAGGUUCUUCAAAUCGUCAGUCGUCUGUCUACCGAUUUAUUUUGGAUAAAGCAGAAUCUUCAGCGAUGGAGGCACCAAUUGGACAAACUAUCCGACUUCUCUGCAGGGUCAGUGAUUACCCUUACCCAAGAGUGGAGUGGCAAAAAGAUGGAAGUCCUGUAUCCUCCACCAGACACACAUAUCAGUCAGACAGUUCUUUAGUAAUCAACAAUGUCCGUCCUGAAGAUGCUGGCACGUACACAUGUAUGGUUUCAAGCGGAAAUCGUAGAGAGACACACAGAGUGCGGCUUCAAGUGACAGGAUUGGAGAUACGUGAGCAUCAAAGACCACACGCCAGUGGUCACAAGAGUGGCCCUCGUGAAGAUAUGAGAAGAGACCCUCUUGCUGCACAGACAUCAAGAGACAACUCGCAGAACAAUCGCAGUGCCCAUUCGGGGAGAAGGACAAUUGUAACAGGACCUGUGGCGGUGGAAGCAAAUCUUGGCCAUCGAACAAGACUAUCUUGCCAUCUUGAAAUAUCUCCCAGCACUACAGUAGAAUGGCAAAAAGAUGGGAGGCCAUUGCCUUCUCCUAGGUACAGGAAGCACGCGGAUGGUUCCCUUGUCAUAAGUCGUGUGAACUCAGAGGAUGAUGGACUUUACACAUGUGCGACAACUACUGGAUCCCGAAGGGAGUUCAAACAAAUACAACUUAAAAUUAAAGGGGAGCUGAAAAUCACUGAGCCGCCCAGCAGCGUUACUGUGUCAGAAGGAGAAGAUGCCUCUCUGCGCUGUGGGGUGAGAGGUGACAAUGCCAAUGUUCAGUGGUCAAGGAAUGGUGUCCCAGUGCAACCAGAUGGACAACAUACCUAUGUAUCCCAUGAUGGCAACCUGUUUAUAAGGAACACCAAAGCAGCAGAUGAGGGAUCCUAUACAUGCAAUGCUUAUAGCGGCACACAUUCUGUCAGCGCUAGUGCAGAAGUCCGAGUAAACAAGCAAAAAGCAGCAAAUCCCAAUAGCGAGUGCAUUGACCACCCUGAAUUAGCCAACUGUGACCUUAUUGUUUACGCCCAGCUUUGUGCCAACGAGUACUAUGGCAGCUUCUGUUGUGCCAGCUGCUCUAGACAUCGGCGGGAACACAGUCAAAGACACCAAGGCUGAAAGACUUUUCUGAAACACAUCCAUGCUUAAAUGAUGGCGAACAACCUGGAGCCACCUUGUCCGCCUCAAUGCCCUUGGAUGUGUGAAUUACAAAAAAGGCGAUACGACAUAAGCUUGGAGGUUGCUCCUGGAGGCAUCACUUACAUGUGUAUAUGCAUCGACCAUGCUGGAUUGACACUCUACCAUAAACCUUGCUGUACUGUAGCAUUUGUUUCUUUCUAAACCUCCCCCCUCCCUUUCCUAAAAUUUUCACCUGUUAAGAUUUGUAAAAGUUUUAUUGUGUCACAUUUUCUCAUAAGAUAUAGAAUGGUAAAAUGUGUAAAACGUUUUAAAGUGUUGUGAUAGAUGUGAACUUUACAAGAUAACGAAGAGGCGAGUCAUGAGGUCAAGUUCUCUGACAUCCAUCUUUCUUUCUCUCGUUUGGUGUAGUAUAUAGGAUAUUUUGUAUAAUUUCUGUGUCUGUUUUUCCUAUUUCACAACAUAAAAUGAAUCAUUUGUGACAGCACCAACAGGACUGAAUGAUCAAUUGUGCCAUGUGACAAGAGAACCAUUGAAGUCAAAGGGAAAAAGUGCACUACCCUUUGUUGCAUGGCUGACUGCAACUUUUGUAAGGCCUCAUUUCAUCGUGAAUGAAGCUUAAAAGAGAACUCCAGAAUAGAAAAAU